This is a messenger RNA of Pleuronectes platessa (European plaice), 5370 nucleotides long. Its product is annotated as IQ motif and SEC7 domain-containing protein 2-like. Gene Ontology annotation, molecular function: guanyl-nucleotide exchange factor activity; protein binding. The record is from RefSeq and is a predicted model, not a curated record. Gene Ontology annotation, biological process: actin cytoskeleton organization; regulation of ARF protein signal transduction. NCBI's taxonomy places the organism in Eukaryota, Metazoa, Chordata, Actinopteri, Pleuronectiformes, Pleuronectidae.
AUGGAAGCUCACCAGGGCCCCGGCCAGGGCAGCCCAGAGAGCCCCAACCGGGCCGUGGAGUACCUUCUGGAGCUCAACAACAUUAUCGAGAGCCAGCAGAAGCUUCUGGAAACCCAGCGGCGCCGAAUCGAGGAGCUGGAGGUCCAACUGGACCGGCUCAGCCAGGAGAACAAGGACCUGCGUCUGGACCGGCAACCUGUCGUUCCUCCUCCACCUGCUCCUCCUGAGCCUCCGCUCCCUCCUCCUCCACCGCCCCCUCCGCCCGCUCAGACCACAUCAGUGUCUAUUUCAAAGAACCACCACUACCACCACAACAGCCAACACCAAACUCCUCCCCAGCCCCCUUCCUCCAUCUCCCUCCACCACAGCCACCACCACCACCAGCAUCAUCAUCAGCAGUACCACCACCACUCCUCCACCCACCAUUCCUACAACAGCACCAACAGCACCAGUGCGCCUGCGAUCCCGGUUCCUGCUCCAGCGUCAGCCCCAGCCUCCAUGACGAUUCCAGCCCAGAUACCAGGUCCGAUCUCUUCCCCAGCCCCGGCUCCACCUCCCCCUCCUCCCAUCCCUCCUCGGGAUCAGCCGCGGGCCCACAGCCGGCUGUCCCGGGCGUCCUCCACCUCCACCAGCACCGGCACCAACACCAACUUUGUAGAGAAAGAGAAAGAGAGGAUCGAGCACCUGCACAAAGUCAACGCCUCCAACAACCACCACGCCAACACGCUCCACCAUCACAAAACUGUGGAGGGCGAGUCUCAGUGUCCGGAGACGCUCGCUUUUUCUGAUUCGUCCUUCGGCCACCCGCCUCCCUUCCAUCGCUACAGCAACAGCCCCCUCUCCAGCCCCUGUGACCCCUACAGCUCCGCCUCCUCCAGCGGGCCCCUGGGAGCCUCCCACAUACACACUCAGGGCAGCUCUCCCCCCUCCCCCCCCAGCCCGGCGAGCCUUGCCUGGGCUCAGCGGAGUCGACACCAGCCGGCCAGCCUGGCGCUCCGCAAGCAGGAGGAGGAGGAGAGCAAACGCUGCAAGGCCUUCUCCGACAGCUAUGAGCUCUCUACAGACCUCCAGGACAAGAAGGUGGAGAUGCUGGAGAGGAAGUACGGAGGACAGUUUGUGUCCCGGCGGGCGGCGAGGACGAUUCAGACCGCGUUCAGGCAGUACCGCAUGAACAAGAACUUUGAGAGGCUUCGCAGCUCCGCCUCCGAGAGCAGGAUGACCCGACGCAUCAUCCUGUCCAACAUGAGGAUGCAGUACUCGUUUGACGAGCGUCCGCCACAGUGUCAGGGGUCAGCAGGUCAACAGGGGUCAGCAGGUCAACAGGGGUCAGAGGACGCAGGGGACAUGGACGACUCCUUCUCUAAACAAGUGAAAUCUUUGGCCGACUCCAUGGACGACUCGCUCACCUGUCAGUCCGGACGAGAGGACUCACAGGAAGCAGGAGGAGACGAGGACGAGGAGGAGGAGGACGGAGACGAAGAAGAGGAAGAGGAGGAGGAAGAAGGGGAGGAGGACGAGGAGGAAGACGAAGAUGAAGAUUACAGACAGUGUGCGUGGCGCAACACCAACGCGUCCUCCCACCGCGCCACAGGCCGGAUGGGAGGAGACGGGAGAGGAGGUGCUGACAUGCACGAGGACAGCACCGCCACCUCCUUCAGUGAUGUCACCCUCUACAUGGACGAGGGCUGCCUCCCCUCCUCGCCGCUGUCCCGCCCCACCUCCAACUCUGACACGGAGUACUGGGGAGGAGGGCGAGGAGGAGGUGCAGGGGGGAGGGAGGACAGCAGGGAGACGGAGGGAGGAAGCAGCCGGAGGAGCAGCACGCCCUGUACAGAGUGUCGGGGGGAGUACAGAGGGAGGGCAGGAGGAGGAGGAGGAGGAGGAGGAGGAGGACACCUCCCUGUCCUGACCAUCGAACCCCCCAGUGACAGCUCAGUGGACAUGAGUGACAGGUCAGAGCGCGGCUCCAUCGGACGCCUGGUGUACGAACAGGAGCCGUCGGGAGUCGAGCGAGGAGAGCGGGAGAGGAGGGCGGGAGGAGGGGAGGAGGAGAGCGGGGAGGACGAGCGGGGGGGAGGAGGGGGGGGAAGCAGCGAGGCCGACUCGCCGCAGGGAACCAUCAAACACAAACCCAACGGCCGCUCGGUGGCCACCGCCCAGGGACAGACCCGCAGCCCGGCCAACGUGCCCCCGCCCAUCCCCUCGGCCCGGACCCUGCCCUCACACCCGCUCCCCCACCCGCUGCAACACCCCCACCCCCACCCUCACCCCGCGCCCAUCCCCCACCUCCCCACCAUCCUCCACCACCACCCGCAGUACAGCCAGCCACACGUCACGCACAUGCACCAUGGGCACGGCGGCGGCCCGUACAUGCAGCACCCACACCACUUCAACCAGCACCACUACCACCACCUGCACCACCACCACCUGCCCCAUGGUUACCCAGAACCCCCCUCGUCCCCGCUGCCGUCCCCCGUGCCGCCGCUCACACCUCUCUCCCCCCUGCCGCUGCCGCUCACGCCCUCGCCGCUGUCCUCCUCCUCGGCUCUUCAAAACAUGGAGGCGCAGCAGCAGCAGCACCUCGCCCACCACCCCCACCUCCACCACCACCACCUGCUGUGCUCGGACGGAGACAACGAGAGCGUCAACUCCACCACCACCAACUCCAACGACGACACCACCGUCAACAACUGCAGCUCCGGCUCCUCGUCUCGUGACAGCCUGCGGGAGCCAGCAGGGGGCGCUCCGCUGGGGAAACAGACCUAUCAGAGGGAGAGCCGCCACAGCUGGGACUCACCGGCCUUCAACAACGACGUGGUGCAGCGGCGGCAGUACCGCAUCGGACUCAACCUGUUCAACAAGAAGCCGGAGAAGGGGAUCCAGUACCUGAUCGAGAGAGGCUUCGUGUCGGACACGCCGGUGGGCAUCGCCCGCUUCAUCCUGGAGAGGAAGGGACUGAGCAGGCAGAUGAUCGGAGAGUUCCUGGGCAGCCGGCAGCAGUUCAACAAGGACGUCUUGGACUGCGUCCUGGACGAGAUGGAUUUCUCUGGGAUGGACCUCGACGACGCUCUGAGGAAGUUCCAGUCUCAGAUCAAAGUUCAGGGUGAAGCUCAGCGGGUGGAGCGACUGAUCGAGGCCUUCAGUCAGCGGUACUGUGUUUGUAACCCGGUGCUGAUCCGACAGUUCCAGAAUCCAGACACCAUCUUCAUCUUGGCCUUUGCCAUCAUCCUCCUCAACACGGACAUGUACAGCCCCAACGUCAAGCCAGAGAGGAAGAUGAAGCUUGAGGACUUCAUCAAGAACCUGCGAGGCGUCGAUAACGGUCAAGACAUCCCCAGGGACCUGCUGCUGGGCAUCUAUGGAAGGAUCCAGAAAUGGGAGCUGAGGACCAACGAUGACCACGUGUCCCAGGUCCAGGCAGUAGAGAGAAUGGUGGUCGGCAAGAAGCCUGUCCUGUCGCUGCCUCAUCGCCGGCUGGUUUGCUGCUGUCAGCUGUUCGAGGUUCCCGAUCCGAACCGCGCCCAGAGGAGCAGCGUCCACCAGAGGGAGGUGUUCCUGUUCAACGACCUGCUGAUGGUAACAAAGAUCUUCCAGAAGAAGAAGACUUCAGUAACGUACAAUUUCCGUCAGUCCUUCCCUCUGGUGGACAUGCAGGUCCACACCUUCCAAAACACCUACUACCCUCAUGGCAUCCGACUGACCUCAGCGAACCCCGGGGGGGAGAGGAAGGUUCUGAUCGUCUUCACAGCUCCGAGCCAGCAGGACCAAGCUCGCUUCACCUCCGACCUCCGAGAGAGCAUCGCCGAGGUGCAGGACAUGGAGAAGUACAGGGUGGAGUCCGAGCUGGAGAAGCAGAAAGGUGUGAUGCGUCCCGGCAUGUUGACGGGCGGAGGACCCGGAGGAGCGGCGGGGGGCGGGGCCAACACCGGGGGUGGGCCCGUAAAGGGUGAGGUGCUCAACGGCACCCUGGGUAGGCCGUGCCUCGACGACACGUACGCCUCGGUGGACGGACUCAAACGCACGGCGCUCAGCUCAUCGUUGAGAGACCUCUCAGAAACAGGGAAGCGAGGUCGUAGGAACAGUGUGGGAUCAUUGGACAGUACCAUUGAAGGUUCCAUUAUUAGCAGCCCUCGGCCACACCAGCAGCGCCCCCUGCCUACUGGAGGUCUGUCCUACUGCCCCAUGAUGGUCCCUUCUUCUCCAGCAGCCUACCGGCCACACCGCCCAACUCAGAGCCCCGGUACAGGGGUGGGGGGUGGGCCGGGGCUCUGUCACAACCAGGGAGGGGUCACCACCUCCCCACUGGUGAGCGGGGGAGGGGCUGGGGGCGGAGGAGGGAUGGCGGGUGGGGGGGGCCCGACGGGCGGCGGCCUGCUGGGGAACUUCUUCGGCAGCCGCAGAGGGAAGGUUCCUGGUCCCCUGACGAUGAUGACACCGACUCCUCAGGGUCCUCCGAGUCCCCUGAUGAUAUCAUCACCCCCCCACUACCCCGCCCCCGCGCCUCCCAUCGUCCACCCAUCCUCCCCUUCCCCAGGCCCCUGCCCAUCGCCCCACCUCGGUCCGUCGGACUUGGGCGGAGUUGGAGGGGGAGGAGGUAUGGGAGGGGGAGGAGUUAUGGGAGGGGCACCAUCCAAGCUCCAGGCUUUGCAUGCCCAGUAUUGCCAUGGCAACAGUGGAGGAGGAGGAGUCAGUGUUACUGGGCACCAGCAGCAGCAAACGCCCCCCCCACCCUACCACCAUCAUCACCGCUACCACAUGCAGAGCGUUCCCCAGCACCACCCGCUCGCGCACAGGUUCUCCGGCCCCCGGCGCCAGGGCCCGCCCGGCUGCGUUCCCUCUCAUACCCAGCAGCAUCAGAGGAUGCAACAUGGCCCCGCCCAGCACCCCCGCUACAACCUGGCCUCAGGCUUCACCACGCCCCCUCCGCUGUCCCCACACUCCCCCUUAACCCCUACUACCCCACACGGACUCUACCACUCGCACCCCGCGGCGGGACGACCGGGUGGAGGUGCCAAACUCCCGCUUACCAUCUCGCACUCUCAGCCCCACCCCCACGCUCACACACACUCUCACAACCACGCCGCGCACGCACACUCCCCCCUCAGCCCCUCCCCCUCCGUCUCCCCCUCCACCCACUUCAUCUUUUCCCCCCCACCACCCCAGACACCCUCGGCACGCCUCGUCAGCCAAACGCCUCCUCAGCCUUACGCUCCUCAGUAUCCGCCCCUCUCCUCCAUUCCGCCUCCCCCUCCGCACUCCCCCUUGCCUCCCCCUUCAACAGCACCACUCUCCCCGCACCCAGGGGUGGGUGGAGGGCAAGGGGGGGGACCCAAAUCCAAACCUGUCAGCCGGAUCAGCACGGUGGUCUGA